Messenger RNA from Aptenodytes forsteri (emperor penguin), 1058 nucleotides. It is a transcript of the gene MAP6, whose product is annotated as microtubule associated protein 6. Gene Ontology annotation, biological process: cytoskeleton-dependent intracellular transport; microtubule cytoskeleton organization; dendrite morphogenesis. The transcript has 6 exons. Gene Ontology annotation, cellular component: axon; microtubule; cis-Golgi network. The record is from RefSeq and is a predicted model, not a curated record. NCBI's taxonomy places the organism in Eukaryota, Metazoa, Chordata, Aves, Sphenisciformes, Spheniscidae. The coding region runs from base 1 to 966 and encodes 321 amino acids. Gene Ontology annotation, molecular function: calmodulin binding; microtubule binding.
AUGCGACACGACUACAAGCCCUGGAAGGUGCAGCGACCGGAGCCGAGCUGCAAGCCCAAGAGCGAGUACCAGCCCUCGGAUACACCCUUCGAGAAGGAGACGCAGUACCAGAAGGAUUUCCGCGCCUGGCCCAUCCCCAAGCGGGGCGACCAUCCCUGGAUCCCCAAACCGGGACCUUCCCCCGUCCUCGCCCCGGACCGCGGUUCCCCGGAGAAACCGGCUCAGGAGAAGCGACGGAAGGUGCUCCCCGGUCCCGAGAAGAAGGAGGAAGACCCCGAGGCGGAGGAUGAGCAUCCCAAAGCGGUGCGAGCGGGGGACGGGAGAGAGAAGGGUCGGAAGAGGGCGGAGGAGGCGGGCGGGCAGCCGCCGGACGCGGGCAGGGGCAGGUCCUUCUUCUCGUGGUGGCCUGUGGACCCUGAGGGACCAAGUAAGGACCAGGGCAUCCUUCAGCGGCUGGAUGUCUUCGUAGCACCAACGCUGAUAUCAAACGAGUUCAGACCCUGGGUAGAUGUCAAGCCUGUGAAAGCUAUAAAAGCGAAGGCCCAGUACAAGCCGCCAGAGGAGAAGAUGACCCACGAAACCAGUUACAGCGCUCAAUUCAAGGGGGAAACCAGUAAGCCUGCUCCAGCUGAUAACAAAUUCCUGGAGCGCAGAAGGAUACGCACUCUCUACAGCGAACCCUAUAAAGAACCGCCAAAGGUGGAAAAGCCUAGCGUAAAGCCUUCCAAACCAAAAAAGACCACAACAAGCCAUAAACCCCUGAAAAAGGCCAAAGACAAGCAGAUUGCAUCUGGCCGGGCUGCCAAGAAAAAGAGCGCCGAGACCUCCAACACAGCAAAGCCAGAGGACAAGGAGAAAAGUAAAGAGAUGAACAAUAAACUGGCUGAGGCAAAAGAGACCCCUGACAAAAACACUGGUGCUACAGACCAAGAACCAAGUACCUUAGUGCAGGACCAACGCACAUGAAGUCGAGCACUUUCUUCUGAGCGGCGAUUGGAGCAAACGUAUAGUCUGCAUGAAAUGUGUAUCGUCUGGCUGGCAUACAAUAAAGCUGAUGA